Bipolaris oryzae ATCC 44560 is the source of this 1485-nucleotide messenger RNA. RefSeq lists its product as uncharacterized. Lineage: Eukaryota; Fungi; Ascomycota; Dothideomycetes; Pleosporales; Pleosporaceae. The coding region runs from base 1 to 1485 and encodes 494 amino acids. The record is from RefSeq and is a predicted model, not a curated record. The transcript is spliced from 2 exons. Gene Ontology annotation, molecular function: FAD binding.
AUGCGUUUCCUAGCAGUCUCUUCGAUUAGCUUGCUCGCCAGCACAGCUGCUGCAUAUUCGUCCUCGUGUAAUGCAUGCGAGGAGCUGUCAUCUGUUCUUCCAAACAACACCUUUUAUCCCUCUGCCCAAACAUACAACGCCUCAAUUCAGUCAUAUCCUUUCCUCCAGCUUCGCUUACAUCCUUCUUGUAUCGUCCGUCCUAGUACAUCGAAAGAUGUAUCUACGGCUGUCUCGAUCCUAGCCCAAACGAACUGCACCAAGUUUGCCAUCAAGGGUGGAGGUCACAAUGCAAACGCGGGAUCCAACAACAUCGAUGAUGGUGUUACGAUCGAUAUGCAGAGUUUGAAGAAAGUUGAGGUUGCAAAAGGUGAUCAAGUAGUACAAGUCGGCGCUGGAGCUUUGUGGCAAGAUGUUUACGAUACCGCCGAGAAGCGUAACCGUACUGUCAUGGGUGGACGUAUUGGAGUUGUAGGAACUGCUGGAUUUCUGACUGGUGGUGGUAUUUCGUUCCUGAGUCCCGAACACGGAUGGGCAUGUGAUGCAGUGGAAAACUUUGAAGUCGCACUCGCCGACGGCAAACUCGUCAACGCAAACUCCACAUCCAACUCUGAUCUCUAUGCCGCUCUCAAGGGUGGUCAGAAUAACUUCGGUAUUGUCACUCGCUUCGAUCUUAAGACUUACCCUGCACGCCCAAUCUGGGGUGGCAGAACUGUAUAUGGUCCCAAUGCUACUCAAGCUCUGCUCUCAGCGUACACAGACUUCAAGAGUGGUGAAUACGAUCCCUAUGCAGCCGGCUGGGUCACUGUACGAUACAACCACACAGCCGGUACCUUCAACCCAGUCAGUAUCAUGUGGUACACCAAGCCAGAACAGAAGCCGGGCGCGUUGAAGGCGAUCAUCGAUGUACAGCCGCAGGUCAUGAACGGCAGAGUCGAGGCCCCCAUCAGUGAGCACACCAGGAAUGCCUCGCGACAAGUUUCCGCAAACCCUCAACGAACCAUCUGGGCAACCACCUCAUUCAAGAUUUCACCGACUAUCAUGCACAGCAUCCACGACAUGUGGAGCAAGAUUGUCCCCGAGAUUUCCGAGCAGUACGCUUCUGGGAAGCCCAUUGCUGAGAUUACCUUCCAAGCUCUUCCCGCUCCUCCACGAAAUGGCACUGCGCCAAACGUUCUCGGUUUCGGGCCUGAGGAAACCCCCGAGAAGGACCUUGUAUUCCUGCAAAUCAUUUUCACCUUUGAGGAUGCUGCUGCUGCCGAUGGUUUCGAAGAGGGACUCAUCGACCUCGUGAAGCUAGUCGAGGAUAUCACCAAGAAGGAGGGUGUCUACCACCCAUACAAGUAUCUCAACUUCGCUGCAUCUUUCCAAGAUCCCCUUGGAAGCUAUGGAAAGAAGGAGUUGAGGAAGAUGUACAAGGUAGCGGAUAAGUAUGAUCCACAAGGCGUGUUCCAGACACUUGUACCUGGUGGUUUCAAGCUCAUUUGA